AUGUAUCUCAGCAUCAGAGACUUCCAUGAAGCUUAUUCAAAGAUUGUAUCAAAUUCUAGCACUCAUUCAUCAUGUAGGUUGGUUAUAUUUGUUUCUUGUUUGAAUAUUGACGCGUUAUGCGCUACAAAAAUGCUUGUGAAACUGCUAAGAAAACAAUUGGUACAACAACAAUUAGUCCCAAUUUUUGGAUAUAGCGAGUUACUUGAUCAUUUUCUGAAGCUGGAUGAAAAUAUUUGUGAUGUCAUUCUGGUUGGAUGUGGUGGUAUGAUAGAUUUAGAGAUGUUUUUGCAGAUUGACGCUGAGAGUUACGUUGUUGAGGGAGAGCAUAAAGAUGGAAAGUCGCAGCUGAAGAGAAAUAUAUACGUUUUGGAUUGUCAUAGACCGUGGAAUUUGGACAAUUUAUUUGGAUCAAUGGUGAUAACUUGUUUUGAUGACGGUACAAUUGAAGGCGCGCUGCAGAAGGAACAGGAGGCAUACGCUAAGAUCUUGGAACUAGAGGGUGAGAUUGGAGAAUACAGCUAUUCCGAUUCCGAAUUGGAAUACGAGCAAGAUGAUGCAGAGGUUGAUUCGGAGGAGCAGGAUGAAGAUUACCCUGGAAUGAAAAGAGUAAAUGAUAACGCUAAUAAAGGUAGUAGAAAGCAUAGGAAGAAACAGUUAUGCGCAUACGAAAAAUUGAUAGAAGAAUACUACUCCAGGGGUACAACAGUUAGUAAUUCUUUGGCUGUACAAGUUUACUCCCUUAUAUCGUCUGUGGGUGAGACCAAUUUGGAGUACAUCUGGUUAACUAUUUUGGGUGUGACAUCUUUAGAUACCAUAUACCCACACGUAUACGAACAGCUACAGGGUUUGUUAAAGGAUGAAGUUAGACGCUUAUCUCCUCAUGAUAAGACUAAAACACCAGAUAAAUUAUCAAUUGAUAUUCAACCUGACUAUCUUUUAUUUCUGUUACGCCAUUCGUCUCUCUAUGAUAGUUUUUACUAUUCGAACUAUGUUAAUGCAAAGUUCUCACUAUGGAAAGAAAGCGGAAAAAAGAGACUACAUAAGAUGCUUGCUCGAAUGGGUAUUCCACUAAGCACUGCACAAGAGCAUUGGCUUUACAUGGACAAUGGUAUUAAAAAGCAAUUAGGAGUAAUAUUCGAAAAGAACUUAGAUCGCUACGGGCUGCAAGAUAUUGUCAGGGACGGCUUUGUCCGUACUUUUGGCUAUCGAGGAUCUAUCAGUGCCAGCGAAUUCGUUGAAGCAAUCGUGGGACUUCUAGAAAUGGGAAAAUCAAAAUUUAAUGACCCAUUGAGCGUGCUCAAUGAUCCACCAGAUACGCAGUCAAUUUUACACGGGGAAAGUAUAGAAGCUCUUCUAAUACAGCGACAGAAGCGUUGGAUUAGCAACUUUUGGACUAGCUGGGAUUCUCUUGACGAUGACAUGGGGCUCUUGAAGCUAGGAAUCGAAAAUGCCCAGUUCCUACAGAAAGCUAUUUUUAGUACGGGCGUGGCUGUAUUGGAGAAACGCAUCAUAAAACAUCUAAGAAUCUACAGGCUAUGCGUACUACAAGAUGGCCCUUAUCUCCCUCUUUUUCGAAACCCUUUAACAUUGCUUCGUCUGGGGAACUGGUUGAUCGAGUAUUUUGCAGAAUUUGACGAUAAACAGCUUCUUCCAAUUGUUCUCGCUUCUUUGGAUUCUUCAACUGGCACAUAUCUCGUGGCAGGCCUCGCACCGCGCUAUCCACGCGGCAUGGACGCCCUUCCAGCACACACAGUAAUUCUUAAUAAUUUUAACAUAAGUUUCCAGCAAAUAGCUCAGGAAACUGGGGCCAAGGUAAGGAUUGACAAUUUUGAAAGUUCUAUUAUAGAAAUUACCAAAGAUGAUCUACAACCGUUUUUGGAAAAACUGACACUAAGCGGUUUAAUCUAA
This is a messenger RNA of Eremothecium sinecaudum, 1908 nucleotides long. RefSeq names its product DNA replication initiation factor CDC45 (gene CDC45). Gene Ontology annotation, molecular function: single-stranded DNA binding; DNA replication origin binding; chromatin binding. NCBI's taxonomy places the organism in Eukaryota, Fungi, Ascomycota, Saccharomycetes, Saccharomycetales, Saccharomycetaceae. Gene Ontology annotation, cellular component: DNA replication preinitiation complex. The record is from RefSeq and is a predicted model, not a curated record. Gene Ontology annotation, biological process: DNA replication initiation; mitotic DNA replication preinitiation complex assembly; double-strand break repair via break-induced replication. The transcript has a single exon. Bases 1 to 1908 code for a protein of 635 amino acids.